GCGAUAGUAGAUGAAUCCCUUUCUGCAGACCACAGUUGCAAUAAAGCUCCCAGCAGGAGCAAAUCUAAAGAGAAACAUUCAUUACAGCUCCCUGACUGUCACACAAUGGAUAUCCUGUUCACCGCUUCCUUUCCUGUUUCAUGUCAGAACUCUAGUGACUAUAAUCUCACAACUCUCUGUCCUGAUAACCAAACCACAAACUCAACGCCUCCAUCUCUGGCUAACCCUCCAGCGUUUGGGAUGUCCUACUUCACCAUGACCCUGGGCGCAAUCUCAAAUCUAACUGCACUGGCGAUCCUCGCCCAUUCCUACGCCCGCUUCCGCCGAUGGGCCAAAGUGCCUUUUCUACUACUAGCUUCAGUCCUGAUUCUGAGCGACCUGGCAGGUCACGUGAUCACGGGGGCUUUGGCACUUCACCUCCAUCUUGGGAGACUGAAACAUCACGGGGCGGCAGUAGCAGUGGAGCCUCCACAGGUUUACUGCAAAUUAUUUGGUGGCUGCAUGGUGUUUUUUGGCCUUUCCCCUCUGUUUUUAGGCAGUGCGAUGGCAGUGGAGCGCUGCAUAGGCAUUACCCAACCUCUUCUGCACCCGGCGGUGGUCACCAUGACACGUGUCCGCCUCACCGUGCUGCUGAUCACCUUCUCAGCUCUCACUUUGGCAGGACUCCCUCUGCUAAACGUGGGCAACUACAAACCACAGUUCCCCGGAACCUGGUGUUUCUUACCUGUGAACGGGCCGCUCUCCAUCGCAGAUGCCAGCCUUGUUGUUUUUUCCACGCUGGGGCUUGUAGCAUUAACUGUCUCAGUUGUGUCUAACACUAUAAGCGGGCUGAAGUUGCUCCAGGCAAGGUUUAAGGACCGCUGUGUUAAGUCAAGCACUGCUCGGAGACAUGCAUCCCUCUCACCUUCGUCGCUUCACUCCUUGGAUGUGGAGAUGAUGACACAGCUGGCCACGAUAACAGUGGUCUCCUGUGUCUGCUGGAGUCCUUUUCUUAUUUACAUCCUCAUAUCCGUUAGCAGGUUUUAUGAAGGAAUCAGAAGGCCGCGGCGUCAGUGUGAGAAGCUGCUUCUGUUAGCUCUGCGCUUAGCUAGCUGGAACCAGAUUUUGGAUCCGUGGGUUUACAUCCUCCUACGGCGAGCGGUUCUGCGCAGAAUUCUUCAGCUGCUGCAGCCGGACAGAGUCCUGUUUACACAGAGCAGCUCCUACAGAGACUCGCACAGAAAGCAAAUUAGUUUACACUGAUUAUUACACACUUGUUUACACUCAUUUCGAAUAUGUUUACAUAUAGAAACUCAUCAAAAAUACAUUCAGAGUAUUUAUAAAGAAUGUGCUUAAAACUGUCUGUGAAAAAAUAUUGUUUUUCCUUGUAAAAGAAGUGAAGAAACCUUAAAAGUACACUACCAGUCAAAAGUUUUUUAAUGUUUUUAAAAGAAGUC
This is a messenger RNA of Labeo rohita (rohu), 1436 nucleotides long. It is a transcript of the gene ptger1c, whose product is annotated as prostaglandin E receptor 1c (subtype EP1). Gene Ontology annotation, cellular component: plasma membrane. Gene Ontology annotation, biological process: adenylate cyclase-activating G protein-coupled receptor signaling pathway; positive regulation of cytosolic calcium ion concentration; inflammatory response. The record is from RefSeq and is a predicted model, not a curated record. NCBI's taxonomy places the organism in Eukaryota, Metazoa, Chordata, Actinopteri, Cypriniformes, Cyprinidae. Gene Ontology annotation, molecular function: prostaglandin E receptor activity; thromboxane receptor activity.